Ipomoea nil (Japanese morning glory) is the source of this 576-nucleotide messenger RNA. RefSeq lists its product as uncharacterized. The record is from RefSeq and is a predicted model, not a curated record. Gene Ontology annotation, biological process: DNA integration. Lineage: Eukaryota; Viridiplantae; Streptophyta; Magnoliopsida; Solanales; Convolvulaceae. Gene Ontology annotation, molecular function: nucleic acid binding. Bases 1 to 576 code for a protein of 191 amino acids. The transcript is spliced from 2 exons.
AUGACGGAGCUGCACUCAGGUCUUUGUUCAUCUCACCAAUGGGGUAGAUCAUUGGUUUGUAGGAUAAUGGUGAUCAGCUACUAUUGGCCUUCUAUUCAACUUGACUGUGAGAAGCUUGCUAAGGAAUGCGAAGCGUGUCAGUUAUUUGCGAAGAUGCCCGGACGGCCGGCAACUUUCUACCAACCGUUCGGAGUGCCGGUUCAAUUGAUCAUGGAUAAUGGCAAACAGUUUGAAGGCCAAUAUUUUCAGAACUUCCUCGCAACGAUAAGAACAAAGUCGUUGCGUUCGACCGUGGCCUACCCUCAGGGAAAUGGCCAAGUUGAGAACGCUAACCGCACUAUACUUGAUGGUUUAAAGAAGAAGCUAUACAUGUUUGGGCGCAGUUGGGCUGACGAGCUCCCCUUCAUCUUAUGGACAUAUCGCACGACUCCGAGGGAAGCGACCCGAGAGACUUUGUUUGCCUUAGUCUAUGGUGUAGAAGCUAGACUACCCAUUGAAGCUUGGAUCCCGACCGCACUGGAGAAAAAUUAUGACCCUGAGGGGAAUGAGAGCUUAUUGGCGAUCUGGAUUGCCUAG